Ziziphus jujuba (common jujube) is the source of this 1430-nucleotide messenger RNA. RefSeq names its product probable pyridoxal 5'-phosphate synthase subunit PDX1. The record is from RefSeq and is a predicted model, not a curated record. Bases 178 to 1110 code for a protein of 310 amino acids. Gene Ontology annotation, molecular function: amine-lyase activity. NCBI's taxonomy places the organism in Eukaryota, Viridiplantae, Streptophyta, Magnoliopsida, Rosales, Rhamnaceae. The transcript has a single exon. Gene Ontology annotation, biological process: pyridoxine biosynthetic process; amino acid metabolic process; pyridoxal 5'-phosphate biosynthetic process.
GAGUAGGAAAGAGUAAUCCCUAGCCAGUCAUCUAUAUACAUACUCUCUACAACCUUCCUCGGUUCAUCAUCAUCAUCAUCUUCAUCUAUCGUUCUUUAUAGUCCUCCUUCUCUCUCGCUAAAUCCCACAAUUUUCUGUUUCCCAAUAUUACCCUUCUUCUUUUUCUUAUCCCCAAAAAUGGCCGAUACCGGAGUAGUCACCGUCUACGGCAAUGGCGCAAUAUACGAAACCGCCAAGAAAUCCCCAUUCUCCGUCAAGGUCGGCAUGGCCCAGAUGCUACGCGGCGGAGUUAUCAUGGACGUCGUCAACGCCGAGCAAGCUCGCAUCGCCGAGGAGGCCGGUGCGUGUGCCGUAAUGGCCCUCGAGCGCGUUCCUGCUGAUAUCCGAGCUCAAGGUGGUGUGGCCCGAAUGAGCGACCCGCAACUCAUCAAGGAGAUCAAGCAGGCCGUCACAAUCCCCGUCAUGGCCAAGGCCCGAAUCGGCCACUUCGUCGAGGCCCAAAUCCUCGAAGCCAUCGGAAUCGAUUACGUCGACGAGAGCGAGGUCCUCACCGUCGCCGACGAGGAGAACCACAUCAACAAGCACAACUUCCGGAUCCCGUUCGUCUGCGGUUGCCGGAAUCUCGGUGAGGCUCUCCGCCGGAUUCGCGAGGGCGCCGCCAUGAUCCGUACCAAAGGGGAAGCCGGCACGGGGAACGUCGUCGAGGCGGUGAGGCACGUGAGGUCGGUGAUGGGCGACAUUAGGGUUCUGAGGAAUAUGGACGACGACGAGGUCUUCACCUUCGCGAAGAAGAUUGCUGCGCCGUACGAUCUGGUUAUGCAGACCAAACAGCUGGGGAGGCUGCCGGUGGUGCAUUUCGCCGCCGGCGGGGUCGCGACCCCCGCGGAUGCGGCGCUGAUGAUGCAGUUGGGUUGCGACGGCGUGUUCGUGGGCUCCGGUGUUUUCAAGAGCGGCGACCCGGCGAGGCGGGCGAGGGCGAUCGUUCAGGCCGUGACGCAUUACAGUGACCCGGAUGUUCUUGCGGACGUGAGCUGUGGAUUGGGCGAGGCCAUGGUGGGGAUCAACCUGAAUGAUAGCAAGGUCGAGAGGUUUGCGAAUCGGUCAGAGUAGAAAAGCAUAAGGAGGCAAAAAAGAGCAAAAGGGUUCGAGUCUUUUGGCGUGUAAGUGAGGCCCAAAGGCCAAAGGUCCUCUCUUUUUAGAAGAAUAUUUUUAUAUGAAUAUUGCCAUAUAAUACAGAUAUGAUUGUAGUAUUUUUUUUGCUUCAUAAGCUUAUCUUUUUUGUUUUGUUUUUUUUUUUUUUUUUUUUUUUUUUUUUUGGUUAGCUCUUUCUAAAGUAUGCUGUUGUUUGUUUUGCAUUAAUUUAUGUCUUUCCCAUAAGCGCAGAAAAAAUAAUAUAUUUAUUAGAAUAAAUAAUCUUUCUUUUUCUGUAA